Cadophora gregata is the source of this 1029-nucleotide messenger RNA. RefSeq lists its product as uncharacterized. Lineage: Eukaryota; Fungi; Ascomycota; Leotiomycetes; Helotiales; Ploettnerulaceae. Gene Ontology annotation, molecular function: ditrans,polycis-polyprenyl diphosphate synthase [(2E,6E)-farnesyl diphosphate specific] activity. The transcript has 3 exons. Bases 1 to 1029 code for a protein of 342 amino acids. The record is from RefSeq and is a predicted model, not a curated record. Gene Ontology annotation, cellular component: endoplasmic reticulum membrane; dehydrodolichyl diphosphate synthase complex.
AUGCCUCGCGCAACACGAGAAACCCAGAUCUAUAGGAAAGAUGCAAAGCUCAACCAUAACCUACUGACAAAGGAAGAGCGGGAGAGGCUCAUAAAGCCAUACCUCCCCUCGCCGCCAUCAAGGUCUCCCACGAGACGUGAUGGCAAUACCGGCAUCCCAACAAUUCGCAUCGACAGCCCCAAAACCCAUUCCAGACUCGGCGUCCGCAAAUUCCUACGCACCCAACUACAUGCCCUUCUUUACGCAAUAGUGCACACCAUUUUCUCUGUUUAUAUACGGUUACGGCAGGCGUAUCAUUCCGUCAAGGACAGAAUACUGGCGAUUCUGUAUUAUCACCACCGGACACCAGAGCUUAUCCAGAAGGAUGUCAAGGGAUUGAGCAGGUUACCGAAGCACUUGAGUGUGAUAUUGAAGCUGGAAGAUGGGGGAAGAGGUGGUGCUGGGCUAGAAGCUCUUGUGGAUGAGGUUGCGGAGAUUUCAGCUUGGUGUGCUUGUGUGGGCAUACCCAUGCUUUCAAUAUAUGAGAAGACUGGUAUCCUCAAGGGUUAUGUCCCAGCGACUCAUCGAACAAUCUCCAGAAAACUAUCUUCGUAUUUCGGACCUCAACAACCAGCUCUAUCAUUACGCGCACCUCACAUACCAUCCAUGGAAUCAGCCUCCAGCACCCCAACCAGCGAAUCUCCCCGAUCGCCCGUUCAAACCCUCUCCGUGCUCCUCCUUUCAGCCGAAGACGGACGAGACUCCCUCGUUGAUCUCACCAAGACCCUAGCAGAGAUGUCACAGCAUUCCAAGCUCUCACCGAACGACAUCAGCAUAGAACUAGUCGACGCCGAGCUAUCGGAAAGUGUGAUGGGUGAGCCAGAGCUAUUGGUUCUUUUCGGACCUACGGUAGAGCUGUCAGGUUACCCACCCUGGCAGAUACGUCUCACGGAGAUCCUUCAUGUGCAGGAUAACCAGGGGGUUGGGUAUCAGGUGUUUUUGAGGGCGUUGUAUAAUUUUGCUAAUGCUCAGAUGAGAUUUGGGAGAUAG